AUGAAUCAACACUCUCAUCAAAAUCCUCCCAAGGAAAGGGAGAACCGAGACCUUGAGCAAGCACAACCCGAGCAUGAGAAGAGUGGUUCAGAGCCACCAUCGAAACUUGUGAAAUGGGAAGGUCUUGACGAUCCCGAAAAUCCAAAGAACUGGAAGACAAGCAAAAAGUGGAUGGCAGUGAUUACUGUGUCGUGUUUUACAUUCAUAUCCCCAGCCUCAUCCUCCAUGGUAGCGCCUGCCCUCAGUACCAUGGCGAAGGAAUUUCACAUCCACGACGAGAUCGAGUCUCAAAUUAUGUUAUCAGUCUUCGUCCUGGCAUAUGCUGUCGGGCCACUUUUUCUCGGCCCUCUCUCAGAGAUCUACGGCAGAGUGCCCGUCCUCCAGCUGGCUAACCUAUUCUACCUUGUAUUCAAUGUUGUUGGGGGAGUAGCAAAGUCCAAAGGCCAGAUGAUCGCGUUUCGCUUUCUUGCAGGACUAGGGGGUAGUGCUCCUCUAGCUAUCGGAGGCGGCGUAUUGAGCGAUCUGUUUACAUCCGACGAACGUGGAAAAGCCAUAGCUAUCUACAGUCUUGCACCUCUGCUCGGCCCAGCCAUAGGACCCAUCGUGGGUGGAUUCAUAACAGAGAAUACCUCCUGGAGCUGGAUUUUCUACGUCACAUCCAUCGCCGAUGGCGUGAUCCAGCUGUUCGGCCUCUUCUUCCUUCGCGAGACAUACACUCCCGUGCUGCUCAAGCGCAAAGCCAAAAGGCUUCGUAAGGAAACCGGAGACCCCGGAUACCAAACAGAGGCCGAGAUGUCGCACGACCAAACUGCCCUCCACAUACUACGUGGUUCCCUAGUCCGUCCCUUCAAACUCUUAACCACGCAACCCAUCGUCCAAUUCAUCGCCGUCUACAUGGCCUUCAUGUACGGCCUAAUGUAUCUCGUGAUGGCCACAUUCCCCACUCUCUGGACAGGCUCCUACAACGAGAGCAUCGGCAUCGGGUCCUUGAACUACAUCGCCUUAGGUCUGGGCUACUGGGCCGGCUCCCAGAUCUGCGCCCUGCUGAAUGACCGCAUCUACCGCAGACUCAAGCAGCGAGCCGGACAGGGGAAGCCAGAGUUCCGGGUCCCGCUGCUCGUUGUCGCCGUCGUGUUCACGCCCAUUGGGCUUUUCAUAUACGGCUGGACCGCCCAAGCACACACGCACUGGAUUGGACCGGAUAUUGGCGCCUGCGUCUUUUCCAUCGGUAUCAUCACCGCUUACCAAUGUAUGCAGACCUACAUCGUGGAUGCUUACACGAGGUACGCGGCCAGCGCACUGGCCGCGGUAGCUUGUUUACGUUCGCUGGCUGGAUUCGGGUUUCCGCUUUUUGCCCCGUAUAUGUACCAAGCGCUGGAUUAUGGCUGGGGGAAUAGUCUUUUGGCCUUUGUAUCCAUUGGACUCGGCUUGCCGGCGCCUAUCUUCUUGUGGCUCUAUGGUGAGAGGCUGAGGAAGAUAAGUACAUAUGCUGCUGGCUGA
Molecule: messenger RNA, 1500 nt
Organism: Aspergillus nomiae NRRL 13137
Lineage: Eukaryota; Fungi; Ascomycota; Eurotiomycetes; Eurotiales; Aspergillaceae
Product: MFS transporter
Exons: 3
Coding region: 1-1500 (499 amino acids)
Biological process (GO): transmembrane transport
Molecular function (GO): transmembrane transporter activity
Source: RefSeq, a predicted model, not a curated record